Epithele typhae is the source of this 609-nucleotide messenger RNA. RefSeq lists its product as uncharacterized. The transcript is spliced from 5 exons. Gene Ontology annotation, biological process: chromosome segregation. NCBI's taxonomy places the organism in Eukaryota, Fungi, Basidiomycota, Agaricomycetes, Polyporales, Epitheliaceae. The coding region runs from base 1 to 609 and encodes 202 amino acids. Gene Ontology annotation, cellular component: MIS12/MIND type complex. The record is from RefSeq and is a predicted model, not a curated record.
AUGGCCACCAGCGCGUCAACCCAAGCGGGCAGCACGCGGUGGACGCACUUUCAUUCGGCCCUCCAGCUAGCGAUACAGCGUUCCGCACACAAAUGGACAUAUGAGGACUUUGCGGAGUGCUUCUCCCUCUGGUGCGACGAGCAGCCGGAGAAUGCCGCCACUAUCUUCAACCUCGUGUCGUCGCGACUCGAGUCUGCGAUCACCGACAACUGCGAGGAGUUGCUGAAGAAGUACAACGUCAAAGAGAACAUCGAUAACCUACAUGCUGUCGUCACCGCUGCGCGUGAGCGGAAAAGGAGAGAAUAUGACGGCAAAGACGUAUGGCGCGAAGACCUACAGCCGAGAGCCGCGGUAAGGGCGCGGAUGAUCCCCAUGCUCGAAACAGAGCGCGACCGAGUUCGCGCUGAGCUCGCACAGCUCACUGAGGAGAACACACGGCUGGAGUCUGAAAUGCAGCAAAAUGUGCAGGCAGCCGAGGAUGCUGACCGGGAUGCCGCCAAACUUCUUGAUCUCCUGGACAAGGCACUCGCGAAGUGGGAUCAAAUACCAUUUGACGACAUCCAAUCAUGGACUCUUCAAGCGGCUGAAUCAGCAGGCAGCAAAGCGUAG